AAAGCUUAUGAGCACCAAACAGCUCAAUUUGCAGAUUCCUCUAUUUUCUUCAACAAAUCGAAGUACGCCCUAUUAUUUUUCUCCUUCUUUUUUCUUUGUUCCCAUAUUCCCACUGUUCCCAGUUUGUAAAUCAGGAAAUUUAGCAUUAUUUCGGUGCUAUGGCUGCCAGAGCUGAAGAACCAAUCAAUGAGCAAGCAGUUGCUAACAUAUAUGGUUCCAUGAGGGCUGAGAUCAACCAGAUUUACUCUAAAAUUACGGAACUAGAGAUGGAAGUUAGUGAACACUCACUUGUGAUCAAUGCUGUACAACCACUUGAUCCUUCAAGACGGUGUUAUAGGAUGAUUGGAGGUGUUCUAGUAGAGAGAACUAUCAAGGAAGUCCUGCCUGCUGUUCAACGCAAUAAGGAGGGAAUUGAGGAAGUAAUAGCUCGACUGAAUGAAGCUCUGGAGAAAAAGAAAAAGGAAAUAUCUGACUUUGAAACCAAGUAUAAAAUUAGAAUGAGAAAACCUGAUGCAGAAGUAAAAGAGGAGAGUGGUCGAAAGGAAGGCUCCGCACAAGGAGUCCUUGUUGGUCCUGCUGGUUCAAAUGAGUAGACCAGUCUGUUUGCAAAAUCCAUUUUGAGAUACUUUGUUGAAUAUGGUCAAGGAACUAUUAACAUUUUAGCAUAGCUAUUCCGGUUAUUAGCGUGUGAUUUAUCGUGUUUAUUUAGCUUACUCAGCAUGAACGUGAGGUUUUUGGUUUCUUAUGAUGAGAAAGUUUAUAUGAUCAGAUUAGUGGUCCGAAACCAUGCUUCACGCCCUACGGGGUUUUUCACUAGACGAUGGUGACCUUUGGCAAUCUUGAUUUCCCUCCUUGAACAUAUGCAAGUGCUUCUACAUGUCGAGGCAUGUGGCAUUUUCUGCUUCCGCUAUGGAUUGUAGUUUAUUAGAUGUUUGAAUACUGUUGUAGAUGGUUGAAUUCGGUUGGUUUUCCAGCCUGCUUUUGUUAGUCA
Molecule: messenger RNA, 991 nt
Organism: Nicotiana attenuata
Lineage: Eukaryota; Viridiplantae; Streptophyta; Magnoliopsida; Solanales; Solanaceae
Product: probable prefoldin subunit 2
Exons: 2
Coding region: 159-593 (144 amino acids)
Biological process (GO): protein folding
Cellular component (GO): cytoplasm; prefoldin complex
Molecular function (GO): protein folding chaperone
Source: RefSeq, a predicted model, not a curated record